GGCAGUGUCACCAGGUCACUGUCUAGCUGUCCAAAUAUUCCUCGUCGACUACUUCAACUACCCCACUAGCACUGUCUUUUCGCCUCCGAAUGAGCACGCACUCAUACUCAGUGCAUCGUCUCUGUUCUGCUCAAAUUGGUGUAAAAUGAAACUUGUGUAGCAUAAUCAAACCUGGUGGUGCCUGUGCUCAUCAACAGAAAUUUAUCAUGAAGCGUAGCAAGGGAAGCUCUAAAGAUUCUCCUCAGGCGAAGCCAACUUCGGCAACAAAUUCCGGUAAAUCCGAUGGAGCGACUUCGGGAGGAUCACUGAUAAAAAUUCUAUUCGUAUUGGGCACAGUUGUGGCCAUCGUAAGUGUUGGUGUAUACGUAUGGCAGGCGCCAAAAGCAGCUGGCAAGCAAUCACCACUGCCCUCAGAACCACCAGUUAAACACCCGGAAGAAGAGCACCACGUUGUGAACAAACGUAACGAUUAUGCAGCUGAGAUCAAUGAGGAGGAAACCAGUCAAAGGCAGCAGCAACAGCAACAACAGCAUGAGACCGAGAGGAAACUAGAGCAAGAAAGUGCUGAGGAUUCGACUGAUGCUGAAAAUGUUGCUGUGGAUGAGCAACCCGCUUCACAAGUUGAUACUGAGGAGGUUGACGAAACACUGUUGCCGUCAGAGCCACCAGCCGAACAGCCGACUAUAUCCGAUGCCGUAGCACAGUCAGAUCCCGAAGAAAAUAACGCACAGGACAAACAUCAAGAUCAUGACAAAAGUGCCGAUUUUCCAAGCUCUGAUGACAGUCGUGCACAGGACGAGAACAAGCAACCUCCAACUGAGGAACAGCACGUUAGCCAAGAACAAGUACCACGAGAGCAGGAACAAGCACCAGAGGAGGCGCACGCAGGGAGUGAACCAGUACAACACAAUGCUGAGCCGCAUGAGCAACAACAAUCUCAUUCUCAAGUCGAUGAUGAAGAAGGUAACAGACACGCAGAUUCAGACAACAGUCGUGAGCAAACAGAGCAGCAACAGCCAGAGCUAGCACAGCAGCAAGGCGACCUGGAACCGGAGCAGACACAAGAGCAUCAAGCUGGCAAAGCAGCACAGGAAGAGAGUGAAUCAGAGUUACCACACCCGCAACAACAACAACAGCAACAAGAAAAGGAGAUGCCUGAGGAUGAGCCGGCUGAGCAGGAUGCAGACACCAUUGUGCAAGCGGAGCAAUUGAAGGAGGUAGCGCAGACAGGAGAACAACAGCAGCAAUCGGAUCAGCAACAGGAGCAGCCAGUGCAGCAGCAGGAACAGCAGGAAACACAACAGCAAGAAGACCGAGGAUCACCUGAUGGCACGACAGCUACAUCACCCGAGUCAGAUAGCUCUUCAGCGCCUCCGCCGCUCUCAGCAGACGAUGCGAAACGGGAAGCCGCAAUCAAGCAGCUAAGUAAGGAAGCCAACUUGACAUGUGAUCAGUGGAUGGAGAAGGCACGCAAGAUGAUGAUUCAGGGCCAGGCAAACUAUGCAGCGGCAUUAGACACUCUGGCAAUGUGUGUGUUCCAGGAACCAAAGAAUGCAGCGGCCACAUGGAAUAUGGCUGUACUCCUGGUCAAGAUGAACAGAACAGCAGAAGCUCUGGUCCAAAUGGAGAACGCCAUUGCUUCCGAUCCGAAGAACAAAGAAUUCCGUCAAGGUGCUGGAACGCUACUAUUCAGCAUGAAAGUGUAUCCACAAGCUACCAAAGCAUUGGAAACUUAUUUGGAACUAAAUCUCUACACCGAAAGUUGGCCGACAAUGAUGGAAGAUAUCUACUGGCAACGCGAGGAUGAGCUUGUCUUUCUGAAGGAGGCCGAUGACUACGACACAAUGCUCUUGUCCAUGUCCAAACUGUUGCGCUGUUACCUGGAGACGCGCGCUCUGCGCAAGGCCGAUCGCAUGUACCAGAUCCUGAUCACGCUAUACGAGCAUGACCAUGACAUGAUGGAGAACUUUGCAACGUUCUCAUUCGGCCUGGGUAACAUGUGGAAUGGUGUGCGCUUCAUGAAGACCUAUAUGGAACAUCAGUUCUAUCACAACAAGAUGGGAACUAUUCAAGAAGCAUACGACGUCAUGACAGCACAUAUGCUUCGCUUAGCAACAAGUGGAUUUGAUGCUAACAUUGUCAAUCUUGCACGCAGUCUUCUUCUUGCUGGUACCAAUGCAUUGGAAAUGAUCCGGGAAGCGUGUGGCUCCGACUUGCUUCCAGGAUUCAAUGAGCAAACGCAUACCAUCUAUGAAUCUGAUCUUGUGGAUACACUGGGUGCGUGUAUUCUUGACCAACGUCUAGCCGGCGCACUGCUACAGGCUGGUGCUUCAAAGGUGGCCAACAAUAUCUUUGGCUGGAGCAGCUUGCUGCAUGGUGUACACCUGGGCCAUGCCGGUGCGCUCAAGUCCAUGAUUGAUGAAGGCCUGGAUGUGUCGCAUCGCACUCUGCUCGGCAUGACGUCACUGCACGUUGCAGCAUUGCGUGGCCACUCCAACAUUGUACCGCAGAUCCUGAGCGCUGGUGUCAAGGUGUCAGAGAAAGACGAGUAUGGACGGACGGCGAUGGACUACGUCUGUGAAUUGCGCUAUGCUGCAAGUGAGUUCUCAGCUUCCUUGAAUGUUCCACUUCCUGCUGACUGUCCCACACCAGUUUUAAAAACUGGAUCCAGUCCUUUACAGGCAGCGGGAGGAGAGUGGCUCGACACGUAUCGUGAGGUACCACAGACACUGCUGACUGAUUCAUGUGACAUUGACUCCAUCCCCGCUGAUACAACUGGAGAUGAAUUCUUCCGCAACUACCUCUCGCUCCAGAAGCCCGUUAUAAUUCGACACGGACUAAGCAAUUGGGCUGAGUUGAAGAGAAAGCUACAACGCCGGGCUGUUGAUCGGGAAUAUGGCUCACUGUUGUUCAAGCGCUCGACUGUUCCGUACGCGGACACGUUUGGGUUGGAACACAGCGUGUCUUCUCUUCACGAUUACCUCGGCUAUCUCAGCCAGCUUGCAGAGAAUGAGAAAGAUGGCAACAAUGCUCAGAAUGCAGAGUACAUCUUCACGUCCCUUGCUCCAGACCAUCCCAUGCGCCCACUGUUCAAAGAGCCGGAUGCAUUGGAUCCGAAUGCCACUCACAUCAGUACACAGUCAGUCCAGUUCUACGUCGGGCCAGCGUUGACCGGCGCUCCGCCUCACUUCCACAACUUUGCAUGGAACGGGCUGGUUUAUGGUGCCAAGCGCUGGUUCAUCUUCCCACCACAGAAGUCGCUCUACAGCAAGCAGCCGGUUCUGGAUUGGUACAAGACCUAUACACACGGAUCAACACUAGAAUGCACACAACACGCUGGCGAUGUUCUGUUUGUACCUGCACUCUGGGCACACGCCGUCAUCAACUUGAAGGAGAGUGUAGGCUUCGCCUCUGAAUUUAUCUACGGCGCCGCAGAGUUUUCUAUUUGAAGGCUGGACCUUCAUGCGAGUCUUGUUGCACGCUGUUUAUUGGUGUGCCAGCAAAUCAUGGCGUGCACAUCAAGCAAUAGCUAGUGCAGCUUGUCUCACCAAGCAGUGCUGCUGAAUACAAGCCUUGCAUUAUUCUAUUUGUCAGGCCCUACUUGUUUCUGCUGAUAUAUCCCCGAAUGCAAAAUACAGCUGGUUUUUAUCAUGGAUAUGAAGUUUAUGCGUAAAAUUAGAUUAGUACAAGUAGCACAUAGUGCUAUCUGUAGUAGCAUCUAGGCUGAAAAGCUGUUGACAUUUAGCAUUGUUGAUUAUCUCUUGUUUUAGGCGGUCUUAGAAGUUUGCUGUUUGUUGGUACUAGCUGGCUAGCUGGCUUAAAUUGCGCUUCCAACACUUCAUUUUUAUUUUUCGUACUUCAACUGUUCAAGUACCUAACCCACAUUGUACAGUGGCUGUUUUCCAUGCAAGACAAAGUUUUUAACCAUU
Sycon ciliatum is the source of this 3929-nucleotide messenger RNA. RefSeq lists its product as uncharacterized. Gene Ontology annotation, biological process: positive regulation of translational termination; protein hydroxylation. The transcript has a single exon. NCBI's taxonomy places the organism in Eukaryota, Metazoa, Porifera, Calcarea, Leucosolenida, Sycettidae. Gene Ontology annotation, cellular component: cytoplasm; nucleus. The record is from RefSeq and is a predicted model, not a curated record. The coding region runs from base 207 to 3449 and encodes 1080 amino acids. Gene Ontology annotation, molecular function: protein binding; 2-oxoglutarate-dependent dioxygenase activity; sequence-specific DNA binding.